AUGAGUGAACACCGGAGGUUUCCUCUAUUUUCUCUACCACAGUUGGUUCUGAAAGAAGUUGUCCUCUCGUUUGAUGUUAUCAGUCGUUUGAAUGCCUCAUUAUGCUCGAAGAAAUCCAAAUCGAUAGCUGCCUCUUGCAAAAUGCCGCAUCUAGAAGUAUCCAUGUGUCUAUAUGAAAGUUCCAAAAAUACUAUGAAAGUGACACAAGUCAACCGAGAUCCAGAACUAGAAACAUCUCACAUUCUGAGUAUGAUUCCAACCGAUAGCAAAGAGGAUAUUAGGAAAGUAACUCAAACUUCCGAAUUCGCGUGGGAAUUCUAUCACGAUCCAUCUGUGAACUUAACAGCGAUAAUAUGUAACAGACUCUUGGAACUCUACGGUUUGAGCUCACUGAAAUCAGUUAUAUUCCAAAAAGAUGUCGAGCAAUCUGACUUCGACAAAUUCCCAGUUUUGUUACCUAAUGCUGAAAGGAUUUCAAUUCAAAAGAAAGAGAUUACACAGAAGGAUUUGGAUAUACUCUUCAUGAAUCAUGACAAUGUCCAAUCGUUCUGCUUGAGACACCCAUAUCCACAAGGAUACAAAACAUGGAAAGCAAGAAAUUUAUGGUUGAAAGGUGGUCUUCCCAAAAUAGAAAGUCUUUUGGAAAUGGAUUACGAGAAAUUAGUCUGUCGACAAUCGUUCUACAAAACUUCAGAAAUUAAUCGAUUUCUGAAACAUUGGCUUCAAUCAACUAACUGCGGAAACCACAGAUACUUCAAACGAGAGAUUCGACUAUUUAGAGUUGAAAAUGAUUCGAAUAUGUUGGAGGAUCUUCCAGUUACUCCGUGGAAUCCGAAACAAAGAGGUCAAUUCUUUCACUUCCGAAAUCCUUAUUUCAACGCUGCCAUUGAUUGCUCGAAAGGUUUUGAUCUGUUGAGAGACGAUGGAGUUCUGGCAACUGUUAUGCCUAGUGACGAUGCAUUCACCUUUAAUAUUUGGAACGAGAGAUUCCCCGAUAUUCCAAAGAAAGAUUUUUAUUCAGAAUCUUGUAUUUUUCCAAAUCUUGUACAUUAUUAA
Messenger RNA from Caenorhabditis remanei, 1056 nucleotides. RefSeq lists its product as uncharacterized. The record is from RefSeq and is a predicted model, not a curated record. Lineage: Eukaryota; Metazoa; Nematoda; Chromadorea; Rhabditida; Rhabditidae. The transcript is spliced from 3 exons. Gene Ontology annotation, biological process: embryo development. Bases 1 to 1056 code for a protein of 351 amino acids. Gene Ontology annotation, molecular function: protein binding.